Messenger RNA from Fonsecaea erecta, 825 nucleotides. RefSeq lists its product as hypothetical. Gene Ontology annotation, cellular component: Ndc80 complex. NCBI's taxonomy places the organism in Eukaryota, Fungi, Ascomycota, Eurotiomycetes, Chaetothyriales, Herpotrichiellaceae. The coding region runs from base 1 to 825 and encodes 274 amino acids. The record is from RefSeq and is a predicted model, not a curated record. Gene Ontology annotation, biological process: chromosome segregation. The transcript has 2 exons.
AUGGCUACCGCUGUCCCUUCGUCGACAUUCGCGACGAGCACGUCUUCCUUCCGCGCGUCGCAAUCGCAAAUGGCGACGCCCAUAUCGUAUUCGGACAACCCUCUCACGCAGCUACCCGCCGUUGACUUCAACUUUGACGAUCUACGGAAGAGAAUGGCCGAUUUCACCGUCAAGUUUGACGCGUUCAUUGAACGAGGAAGAAAGAGGGUGCUAGAAGAGAGGAAUGAAUUUCGGGGGCGUCUGGGAGAGUUGACCGAGGAGCAGCGGUCAGCAAGCACACAGAUCGUAACGCUACAAUCCACCCUGUCAACACAGAGUCAAGUCCUCGCCCGUGAACAGGCAGAAAAGAACGAGAUGCACGCGCAGAUCGCCAAACUGGAGUCGCACCAAGCCGCUCAAUCGGCCCAGCGAGACCGCCUCAAAUCGGCCAUUGCACAAACGCAGCGACAGAUUGACGCGAAACUACAAGCUCAAAGAGAAUACGCUGCGAAGAUGGAGGGCCAGAGCCGACUUAAUGGGCCGGAGUUGAGUUUCUGGGAGACGUAUCUGGGCUGUCGAAUCGAAGGCAGUGGGGACGAGAACAAGGUCAGGAUCGUUUUCGUGUUUCCGCCAGCGAAAGGUGCUGGAAAGGGUGGUGAGGACAGGGAAGGGCUCUUUGAGUUGCUGGUCCCCGAUACCGGGCACGGGAAGUACGACGUGGUGUACACGAAGCCUAGAUUAGAGGGUACCAAAGUCGCCAAAGUGGUGGACCGGCUCAAUGCGACAAGGGAGAUUGGGACUCUGCUCAAAGGAAUGAGAGGGUUGUUUGGGGAGGCACUGAAAUGA